Lampris incognitus (smalleye Pacific opah) is the source of this 2584-nucleotide messenger RNA. Its product is annotated as zinc finger protein 567-like. The transcript has 5 exons. The coding region runs from base 841 to 2559 and encodes 572 amino acids. Gene Ontology annotation, biological process: attachment of mitotic spindle microtubules to kinetochore. Gene Ontology annotation, molecular function: DNA binding. The record is from RefSeq and is a predicted model, not a curated record. NCBI's taxonomy places the organism in Eukaryota, Metazoa, Chordata, Actinopteri, Lampriformes, Lampridae.
AAGGCUGGAUAUUUGAUCGAGUGGAUUGUAAUGGAGCAAUUAAUAAUUUUCCAUUACGAUCAAUAUCAGCGUUGGUGCUGUCAACUACGGUCUCGUGUAAGGUUUGCAGCCAAUCACGUCACCGUUAAAUCUUGCCGUUACCAGGGUUACCGUUAAAUCUUGCCGUUACCAGGGUUGCCGUUAAAUCUUGCCGUUACCAGAGUUACCGUUAAAUCUUGCCGUUACCGUUAAAUCUUGCCGUUACCAGAGUUACCGUUAAAUCUUGCCGUUACCGUUAAAUCUUGCCGUUACCAGGGUUACCGUUAAAUCUUGCCGUUACCGUUAAAUCUUGCCGUUACCAGGGUUACCGUUAAAUCUUGCCGUUACCAGAGUUACCGUUAAAUCUUGCCGUUACCAGGGUUACCGUUAAGUUUUGACUCUGGCAAGGCAGCGUUAACGGUAGAUACCGCCUGUAGUUUGCGGGACGUGGGGAGGAUAUUUACGUGAUAUUUGUAAGGGUGGGGUGACCUGUACCUGAAGAGGUAUUUCACCACCCGACAGAAGCCCAUAUUUACUCCCCAAAGAAACGGCGUUCUGUGUAGCGGAAGGGUUCAGUUAUUUCUGGAAUUGGUGCAUUAUGACAGCAGAAAAUAGGCCGUGGUUUUCCACACAGUCCGUCAGUUGGAAAGCCUACAACAACCAUCAUGCACUGCGCUCCUCCCUCCCGAGGCCCCGCCCCCAAUCCGGGGCCUGGGAGCUUGUUUACAAACGGCAGCCGGCCCUGACAGCGUCGGGACUGUAAGAGAGAAGAGCAACGGACCGAAGCUUCCGUUCAAGCUUUAGUGGAGUAAUCUCGUCGUUAUGGUGUCCACCUGUACGGUGCCGGGGUGUAAGGACCACAGGAGGAAGAGACACGCCGGAAUCAGCUAUUACCGUUUUCCAGUGAAGGAUGCUGAGCGUUGCAAACUGUGGCUCCGAGCCAUCAAAAACGCAAAAUAUGCCGAAAACACACCGGUGGCCAGUCUGAGAAAUCUUCGAGUGUGCAGCUUGCAUUUCAGAAUAGAGGACUUUGAACGCCAUUUGGUCCCUUCCAUAACAGGAGAGGAGGGGGGGAAAAGACUGAGAAACACUGCUGUCCCAACGCUAAACUUGGAAAUAAGGGAUGAUGAACAGCCGGGGACUUCUGCACAACCCUCGCUUGCAACAAGAAGUGAAACGGUUCCACAUGCAAUCGCGGCAGUGUCUACUGCUACAGCAGCCCUCACUACCGGCGUCUCUGCUGUCACAGUGGGGUCAAAGGACGAUGAAGAACCGUUGCCCUCUUCUGCCCGACCACCACCAACAAAAAGACCUCACAAAGAGGCUCCACACACAGUCACGGCGGCAGCUACAGCUUAUGUGGGAAUGAAGGAGCGAGCUCGUAUUGCCAUCCUUGAGCACAACGAGAACAUAGUGAAGAGGGAACAAGCCACUACCCGUGCAGUCUCGGUGGAGGCGGCCAUGACAGGUGUGGCGUCGUCGCGGGAUGAAAUGGGUGGGACCCUCCACCUCCAGUGUCCUCUCUGUGGCAGCUUCUCCAAGAGCCAUGCCCACCUGCUGAUCCACACGGCCAACGCCCACCCCGACCUGCUGGAUGAAACGGCCGUGGGUCGUCUUGGCAACGUGAUCAUCUACCAGAGCAUCGCCCAGCUUUUCCACUGUUCCCGGUGCUUUUUCACCUGUAAGGAGUUCCCUAAGCUAUACGACCACCUCAUCAGCAGGCACUGCACAAACAGGAGCCAGGAGGGGGAGGCAGAUGCGGGCGGCGAGGCUAAGACCGGCGAGGGGGGAGAGGAAGAGAAGGAGGCUUCACUCAAGCGAAAGAGGAGUAGUGACAGAGAAGAGGAAGAGGAGGAGGGUCACAAUGAAGACAACUCGGACCUUCCGCCGCUGCCCAGCAAUAAGACUGCAGAGGAGAGCGGUGUCCUGCUGUUCGACGGCUCUGGCUACCGCUGCCUGAUCUGUGGCUGGAAACACAAAUUGAAGGCCCUGGGCAUCAAUCAUGUGGUGAAAAGACAUGACAUCCCCAAAACCUACGCCACAUGGGCGCUGAAACAGGAUGCCAGCACACUCAAACCUACGCACACCGGAGGAGGUGAAGAAGAAGAGGAGAAGCCCAACCUCCUCACCCAAGAGCUGCUGAGGGAGGAGAUGGAGGCCACGGCCAAGGUGGUGCGCUACAUCAACGGCCGCUUCGUCUGCCUGACCUGCGGAUGGAAGAACAAGCUGAAAGGUUUUGCCAUCAGCCAUGUGGCACGUUGUCACAAGGUGGAGCGGCCGUAUAGCUGCUCCGAGUGCGACCGCACCUUCUUCCUGCCCAGCCAGCUCCAGCAGCAUCAGAGCUCCAAGCACCGGCCCGGCCGCUACAGUUGCCCCUUCUGCUUCUUCCGCUCGGACUUCCUGGGUGGCUUUAGAAGACACUGCAGCCGUUGCAACGCUCGUGGAGAAGAUGAGGAAGAGGAGGCUGAGGGUUAUGGAGAGGGGGAUGAAGGGGAGGAAAGUGAUGGGGAUCAUGGACAAGAAUCUAAUAAAUGUCGAUGAAAGUUGUUUGAAAUGUCAAUAAAAU